AUGUCGCGCUUACUAAAGCGCUUCUAUCGGACAUUCUUCAUCCUUUCUAGCUCCCAUGACUGGCGCUUCAUCAAAGCCGUUCCUGGGACAAUCGAGACACCACCAAGACGUGAUUUGCAUCCGUUCCGGAAGGAGCAAAUGCCAUGGAUGUUACCGCUUUGGCUGGUUCCAUCAUCGUUGCCACCGAGGACGGCACGUGCUUUUACGGAUAUGGAUGGGAUCACAAUGUAGCGCUACGCUAAAAUCGCCGGCUUAUUGAAAUGAGCAAGGG
Molecule: messenger RNA, 271 nt
Organism: Phytophthora nicotianae INRA-310
Lineage: Eukaryota; Oomycota; Peronosporomycetes; Peronosporales; Peronosporaceae
Exons: 1
Coding region: 1-231 (76 amino acids)
Source: RefSeq, a predicted model, not a curated record